UUGUCAAAUCAUAGGCCUUAUACUAAGUUCUAUGCGUCAAAUAGGUUAUGUAAAUCAUUGAUUAUAUUUGGCGGCUUAUAACUAUUCAACUUCACAGACAUAUAUAACAUCAGAGACGUAACAAGAAAUCAUUAGAGAAAUUCUUAUUUUUGACAUUUACUUAAUUUGAAACUCACAAAAAGAAAUAUUCUCUAUCAAUAAUCUUAAAAAAUCUUUAAAAUUACAGUAUGUAUAAAUCUGGAUUACAUUCUAUUGCGUAUGUUACUGCACCAUCAGUUGACAUUGCAAAAAAUUUGGCUCGUGGUAUUAUUACACAAAAGUUAGCUGCGUGUGUUAAUAUUAUUCCAUCAAUAACAUCAAUUUAUGAAUGGGAUGAUAAAAUUAAUGAAGAUUCUGAGAUAUUGAUGCUAAUUAAAACUAGUACAUCAAAAGUUGAUGAAUUGACUCAAUAUAUCAAGUCUAAACAUCCUUAUGAUGUCUGUGAAGUUAUUUCAACAAAAGGCAUCCAAGAAAUUGUUAUAUUGUUAAGAAAUAAUUUCCACAGACUUUGUCUAAAAAAUUUAUUGUAAAAUUACUAUUAUACUUAUUACAUAUUUUUUAUUAGUAUUAUUGAAAUCAUCAAUUAAGAUGAAAUAAACCUGGCGGUAUUGGAGAGUGUGAUUCACUCAGAUGUAGAUUCGGUUUUGUUAUAAAAAUUCCUUAGAAGGGGUAAUAUUUGUUCACAGUAUUCUAGUGUCAAUAUGU
Messenger RNA from Daktulosphaira vitifoliae (grape phylloxera), 744 nucleotides. Its product is annotated as protein CutA homolog. Bases 228 to 569 code for a protein of 113 amino acids. The transcript has 5 exons. NCBI's taxonomy places the organism in Eukaryota, Metazoa, Arthropoda, Insecta, Hemiptera, Phylloxeridae. The record is from RefSeq and is a predicted model, not a curated record. Gene Ontology annotation, biological process: response to metal ion. Gene Ontology annotation, molecular function: copper ion binding.